Ilyonectria robusta is the source of this 844-nucleotide messenger RNA. RefSeq lists its product as uncharacterized. NCBI's taxonomy places the organism in Eukaryota, Fungi, Ascomycota, Sordariomycetes, Hypocreales, Nectriaceae. The record is from RefSeq and is a predicted model, not a curated record. The transcript has 2 exons. The coding region runs from base 185 to 721 and encodes 178 amino acids.
GGCUGAGGGGAUUGGUAUUCUACCUGACACACGAAUCGAGGUGGCGUGUAGUUGCUAGUUGAGAUGAUCCAUCCAUUGAUCCCUUGCAGCUGAGCUCUUGAAGCACGGCAACGGUGCGCAACCAUACGAACCGAAUCCUGGGCCGUUGGCCGUUGAUGUCACGGACAUUCGUGUCCUGGUUGCCAUGUCUCAAUUAUGUGGUGAGGCUUGGAAAGGGCUCAUGGGGUCCAGACCAUCAGAUGCUGGAGGCAUUCUGCUGUCUCAUCCAUGGGAAAAGUAUGAUUCUCACGGGGGAGGACGAAGUGGCAAUGUUGAAGAAAAUUCCGUCGAUGAUCACCAGAGAGUCAAACCAAAAUCCAGUCUCCUGGCCGCGCGUGUUGCUGAUCUUUCCGACGGAUCGUCAAGAAAUCCCUCUGGUGGCGAGGAUAGCUGUAAGUCGGCCUUGGUUGUCAACUUGGUAGGUAGUACGGUGCAUAUUGAGGGUGCAAUGGUUGCUACUAAGGGAUGGUGGCUGGCGUUGCGGACCAUCUUGGCAGGUCGAUUGUUUACAGGACAUUGGUUAUUUGGUUUGGGGUGCAGGACGGCCACCAAUGAAGUGACGGAGCUGGUGCAGGAAGAGGCAAAGGGCUGUACUGCAUCUACAUUAGGCGGUUUGAUCUUGCCCCCUCUCGGAAUUCCCUUCUGGGGAGGGGUCCACACAGCCCCCGGGCCGUGUACCUGAUAUGAUGAAAGGAAGUAUGCAAUUCGGCUGCGCAGUUGCGAAAGAUGGCGUCACUGAGACGUUCUUCGCUUCAGUCUUGGAUUCCGCGCGUGCUUGCUUUUGGGGGCGUAAAGCUUCCAGAAC